Molecule: messenger RNA, 1704 nt
Organism: Ochotona curzoniae (black-lipped pika)
Lineage: Eukaryota; Metazoa; Chordata; Mammalia; Lagomorpha; Ochotonidae
Gene: CCDC149
Product: coiled-coil domain containing 149
Exons: 11
Coding region: 97-1503 (468 amino acids)
Source: RefSeq, a predicted model, not a curated record
GUGUGUAAAAGGAAGCUAGAGAGUAAGAAGGAAGCGCUUCUGAUCCUCUCCAAGGAACUAGACACCUGCCAGCAGGAACGGGACCAGUACAAACUCAUGGCCAACCAGCUGCGGGAGCGCCACCAGUCCCUGAAGAAGAAAUACCGAGAGCUGAUUGAUGGCGAUCCAUCGCUGCCCCCUGAGAAGAGAAAGCAGGCUAACCUGGCACAACUCUUGCGAGAUUCUCAGGACCGAAAUAAACACCUGGGAGAAGAACUUAAAGAACUUCAGCAAAGGCUUGGAGAAGUCCAAGGUGACAAUAAGCUCCUGAGGAUGACAAUCGCGAAGCAAAGGCUGGGGGAUGAGGAGAUCGGCGCCCGUCACUUCGCGGCCCAUGAGCGUGAAGACUUGGUCCAGCAGCUGGAGCGGGCGAAGGAACAGAUCGAGACCUUGGAGCAUGACCUGCAGGCCUCGGUGGACGAGCUCCAGGAUGUCAAAGAGGAGCGCUCUUCCUACCAGGACAAAGUGGAGAGGCUAAACCAGGAGCUCAACCAUAUCCUGGGCGGCCACGAGAACCGCAUCAUCGAUGUGGAUGCCUUGUGCAUGGAGAACAGGUAUCUUCAAGAGAGGUUAAAACAACUGCAUGAAGAAGUCAACCUUUUGAAAUCCAACAUCGCCAAAUACAAGAAUGCUCUUGAGAGGCGGAAGAAUUCAAAGAGCCAGGGCAAAUCAAGCAGCAGCGCCUUGACUGGGGUCCUUUCGGCAAAACAAGUUCAGGACUUACUGUCCGAGGAUCACGGAUGCAGUCUCCCGGCUACUCCACAGUCCAUCUCUGACCUCAAGUCUCUGGCCACAGCCCUGCUAGAGACAAUCCACGAGAAGAACAUGGUCAUUCAGCAUCAGAGGCAGACCAACAAAAUCCUAGGGAAUCGGGUAGCUGAGCUGGAGAAAAAAUUAAGAACCUUGGAAGUUUCUGGUUUGUGGAGUCUCCCAGGAAGCAAGGACACCAUACUCUUCAGUGACUCCACUCUUCCUACCAGACAGAGGUCGAGGUCCCCCCUGCUCAAGUUUGAACCACCUGGCAACAACAAGGCCAGUGUCAAGGAUGGGGAAGCUUCCAAGCAAAGAGACGAAAACUGUGUGGCUGUUUCCGAGGGAUUGACAGUGCCUAAGGAUGCUGAGAGACCCACUGUGGACUCCCCUGCAAACCAGAGCCCCGGAAGCCAGUGCAAGUACCUACAACCUGCCUUGCCUCCAUUCCCUUCUGAGCAGGAAGAAGGAAACAAGAUGGGAAUGGAGCUCAUAAAACUGGCACAGGGACAGGUAACCUCAGAAGCAGACGGGAUCAGCAGAGAGCAGCCCACGGAGAUGCAGAGGAAUGAGCCUGGGCCAACCUCCCCUGGUGACACCAACAGUGGAGAGCUCCUUACCUGUUGUUCAGACAUCCCGGAGUGCAGCCAGCCAGCAGUGGAAGCUGCUCCUCCAGAAGACAGCCUGAGACACCUAGAGGGUGGAGGCACAUGAAGGCCUGAGGGAGUGGAGACACUGGCAUGUUGAGGGCACCAGGGGCAGGAAGGGAAUGAUGAAACAUCACAGGUACACGGCUCAUGCCACUGUCUUCUGAAACAGCCGCGAGCCUGCAGGUGAGAGAAGCUCCGGGCCCCUCGUGAACUGUGAAUGUCCUGAGGAUGGCUGAAGGGUCUGAGUUAUUAAAUGUGGGACCUU